This is a messenger RNA of Gymnodraco acuticeps, 5409 nucleotides long. It is a transcript of the gene znf652, whose product is annotated as zinc finger protein 652. Lineage: Eukaryota; Metazoa; Chordata; Actinopteri; Perciformes; Bathydraconidae. The transcript is spliced from 6 exons. Gene Ontology annotation, biological process: regulation of transcription by RNA polymerase II. The record is from RefSeq and is a predicted model, not a curated record. Gene Ontology annotation, molecular function: DNA-binding transcription factor activity, RNA polymerase II-specific; RNA polymerase II cis-regulatory region sequence-specific DNA binding. Gene Ontology annotation, cellular component: nucleus. The coding region runs from base 732 to 2741 and encodes 669 amino acids.
CCAGACAGCGGCCUGAAUGCCUGGGAUGAGCGCGGGACGGCGGUGGGACGCGCGAGAGCUUGGCCGGGCCACGUAGCGGGGCUAAAGACACCGGUAAGCAGGUACCUCCGCUCCGCAGCGUGCACAUCAACAGAUAACUUAAACAUUUGCAGAAAGAUUAGAUUAUUGGCUUCUCUUAAUGCACAUCCGCAAAUGUAGAGAGAGUGAGCGAGAGAAGUGCGCGUGCAAACCUGAAUCUGUGCAACUCUGAUUGCACGAACGCAAGAGAGAGGUCGCUCUCGACGGAGGUAACGCACUGAAUGGCUCUUCAAGCAAUACAGAGAAGUCCUAACAGCAGUGCCAUGGCGGGCAUCCAGCUCUGCACCCUGCAGGGCAGCAACCUUCUGAGAAACUGAAUCCAUGAUCUGCCUUCGUCUUACAUACUAACAAGAGGAAUUUACCUUCAAAUGUUCAGCAUCAAAGACACCGAUUGAUUUUGCAGUUUGAUUUCUAGGCAUAUGGAACAAAACUUAGAACAGAUUGUAUGUCUCUCCGACUGCAUUUCCUACCUUAAACAACAUGGAUGCUCUUUUUGAAUCAGGUUAACUGUCUGUCGCCUCAUCCCCUCCUUCCUGUUUCUUCAGUCGUAGGAGGGUGGGGGAUUGGUGUGGCGUCCCCUGCCCCUCCUUUUUAAAGUAGGCUAGUCGACCUUUUCCAUUGCUCUGUGCUCCCAUCAAUCCCAAUUCCUCUUCAUGAAAUCCUGCAACAACCUCAAGGAAGAGCUUUCUGUACCUACCUUUGGCGGGAUGUCACAGGAGGAAGGACGCAGGGCGCCGGUGUCCCAGUCCUAUUUUCACUCCUCUACCCAAGAUCUGGACCUGACAAGCAAGCUUUAUAAGAGAGAGGUCGGAGGUAAGCCAUAUUCUGUGUUAGUGGACAAUAAAAUGGCAGCCAAGGCGUCGAUAGCAGAUCAGAACAUUGGUCAGUUGCCCACUCAUGUAACCUCACCGCAGUAUUUCAGAGAGGCAGGAGGAGGGCAGGAGGCGGGAUCCCAUGCUGGCAACGACGUCCCCUCUGACGACACUGAAGAUGACGAUGAGGAGGAGGAGGAGGAAGAGGAGGAGGGGGAAGAUGAGGGCUUCAAGCGGGAGCAGAUCAUUGUCGAGGUAAACCUGAACAACCAGACACUUCAUGUAUCCAAGGGAGACAACAAAACUGCAACCACCGAAGACGUCUCUGAGAGAGUCGGCAGCGACGAUGAAGAUGAGGAAGAGGAAGAGGAGGAGGAGGAGGACAGCCUCAAUGAAGAAGAGGAGGAAGACGAUGAGGAACAUGAGAUUGAGAGUAGAAGAACGAGGGCAAAGCGGGCCCGUCGUGGUUCCAGCAGCACGGGAGCUCCAAGCCAGCCACGGAGGAAAAGCCUGAGAACGGCUCUGAGCAUGACCACCGCUGGGAUGACCACCAGGGGCCGGCGGAAGCACCUGGAUUCUCCGAAGAGCAAGCGCAGGUCAGCAAGAUCGGCCCCGUCGUCUCCAGGUUCCACGGCAACGGGAGGGAAAGCUGAAGUGCAGGAGAAGGAGAUGCUGGCGUGUGAAAAGUGCCCUCGAGUGUUUAACACACGCUGGUACCUGGAGAAGCACAUGAAUGUCACUCACAGGCGAAUGCAGAUUUGCGACAAAUGUGGCAAAAAGUUUGUCCUGGAGAGUGAGCUGGCCUUACACCAGCAAACUGACUGUGAGAAGAACAUCCAGUGUGUCUCCUGCAACAAGUCUUUUAAGAAGCUGUGGUCACUGCAUGAGCACAUAAAGAUUGUGCACGGCUAUGCAGAAAAAAAGUUCUCCUGUGAGAUCUGUGAGAAGAAGUUCUACACUAUGGCUCACGUCCGUAAGCACAUGGUUGCUCACACUAAGGACAUGCCAUUCACCUGUGAGACGUGUGGGAAGUCGUUCAAACGCAGCAUGUCUUUAAAAGUUCACUCACUCCAGCAUUCUGGAGAAAAGCCCUUCCGUUGUGAGAACUGUGACGAGCGGUUCCAGUACAAGUACCAGCUACGCUCCCACAUGAGCAUUCACAUCGGACACAAGCAGUUCAUGUGCCAGUGGUGCGGCAAAGACUUCAACAUGAAACAGUAUUUUGAUGAGCACAUGAAAACACACACAGGAGAGAAGCCUUUCAUUUGUGAGAUCUGUGGGAAGAGCUUCACCAGCCGGCCCAACAUGAAGCGCCACCGCCGCACCCACACGGGGGAGAAGCCGUACCCCUGCGAGGUGUGCGGCCAGCGCUUCCGCUUCUCCAACAUGCUCAAAGCUCACAAAGAGAAGUGUUUCCGGGUCACCAGCCCCGUGGUCCUGCAGACCAGCGGCCCACCCAUACCUGUCCGCAUCUUCACCAACACCUUCUCUUCCUCCAUCUCUGGUCCCAGUCCCUCGGCUGCCCCCCCGGCCACCACCUCAGCACCCCUGGGCCUCAACCCGACAGGAGGACCCCCUUUGGGACACACGUUCUCCCACGUAGAGCUCCACUCAAACCCCUCUCACCAACAUCCUCACCCUCCGACAACCCAGCAACACCUCUCAAACACACCCCAACAUGUCCCGCCUCACCCCCACCACCAUUUGGCCGUGCCCCCAGUCUCCCACCUGCCCCCACCCCCGGCCCUUUUUAAGAGUGAGCCCUUGAACCACUGUGGGCAUGAAGACAGCAGCUACCUGCACCACAUGGCUCCCCCUGACAAGGGUCCUGGAGCCCCGCAGCACCACUGAACUGUGCUUCAGCUCUGCAGCCCCCCACCAAACCACGCCUUGUUCCUCCGCUUCUCUGCGUCCUGCCUCAGUCUCUCAGUUGCUAGCCCCCUGAUGAAAGGGUGCUCCUCGCAAACGGGUUUAAAUAAGUCAAUAUUCAAACAUGCACACACACUCGCUCCACGUUUGAUUUAAGUACCUCAUCUACUUAAAGAACCCGGUCAACUGACAAAUAUUUCACAACAGAACCUUGUUCUUGAACAUGUUUUAGGAAAUCUAUGAUUUCUGUGCGAGUUCUCUAAUCUGUACCACGAUGGGUGUAAAGUAUCUCCUUUUUAUCAGAAGCUGCUGAUAGAGGUCAACGUAUGUAUGUAUUACUGGAUCAACAAGGGUCAGUGUCAUCGAACUUUUCUCUUUUUGUCAAGUUGACUUAUGGUCGCACAUUGACUGUCUGCGCCCUUCCUCCCCAUAGCAAUACUAAACCUCUUCUCAUAGUUAAAUGAGAGCCUCACCCCACAGAAAUGAUUGAAUGUUGCUCUACCCGAGUCUCUCUGUCCUAAGGCUUUCUGUCAGAGGGGCCUCAGCAGUAGUGCAACACGCAGUGCCAUAGGUUACAGUUAGAAGUGGGGAAGACUUUUUUUAGGGGACAGUGGAAAAGAGGUUUAGAUUUUUGUUAAAUGUUGACUAAGACUGAGACUCACAUCAUGGUUAAAUGGUGCUUUCCAUUCCUAUAUACACAAUGUUUCUUAAUUUUGCUUUCCCGUUUGAUUUUGAGAAGUGUGUCAUAUUACAAAAUAACCAUGUAUUGUGUCAGCCCUGCUUUUAUAUAACAUAUUUGAGGUUUGACUGGUUAUUUUGUGAUUGAGAAACUCAAUUUAUGCAGGACACGCACCCUCACACUUACUCAAGCACACAUCCAAAACACAAAGACCAUAGUUUGGUCACUGAUAAACUUGCUGUGUUCAGUGACACCUCAGCUCUGAGCUCUGUUGGUCAACAGAUGCUUUUAGAUAACGGAUGACUGUCAAAUACUGCCACUGUGAGGGGCCAGACACGUGGCCCCAUCAGGAUUUACCCCACUUCCCUCCGCUGCUGUCGAAAUGAUACGGGUUACCAUGUGAAAGGUCUUUUGACACACAAACAGUAUAAACACCUGGGACCUUUUUUCAUCACAGUUCUUAACAGGCAAUUAUGCAGAUUCCUCUCAGCCUAUAUUCCACGGUUUGGUGUGGGGUGUGUUGUAAUGUAAAGUUAUUUUCCUCUUACUGAUAUACUUUGAUCCACACAGGCAAACGCGUGUCUAAACCUGUUGAAUGUUGCCUACUCAGAAUGAUGGCUGAUAAGUCAUUGAUAUAUUGUUUUUUUGUUUUUCUAAUUAGCUGAGUUUGAAGCUAUCGGGCUGUUCUGCAGUGGACAUACUGUUAGCACAUGAUAGGACAUGUCAGGAUACACAGCAGUGCUCAUACCAUUUCUAUUGAAUUCUUGUAUAGAUAAGCAUUCAUGUGAUCAGCAUACAUUAAGUCAUGUGAUAGCCGAUGGUGAGAAUGUUAUGUUUCAAAAAAUAAGCAUAAAUGGCUGGAAAUAUUUGGCAUGAAUUUGAGAUGCGUGGUCGUUAGCCCUUCACCCAGUCUGAGGCCUAUGAGAUAUGUGUGUGUGUGUGUGUGUGCUCUCCUACCAAAUGCUGCUUUUAAACAGUUUGCCCUAACACAUGACCUGAGAUGGAAAAUAGCAGUACAUUUAACAUAAUCCUCUUUGUACCACUCUAACGGUACAGUGAUGCUCCGGAGUUUGGAAUGUCCCAUUUUUGGAUUUGAGACCUGCAAUUAUCCUGCCAUUUCUGUGGGUCUGAAUACGGCUGCAUUAUUUGCAUAUUAUCACGAUGUCCCCUCGGGUUCACUGCUGUGCUAGAGCACUUAUGCAGCACGGAUCUUUGUCUUUUUUCUUUUUUUAAGCCUUUUCAUUUGUGUGUAUUCUCUGCACUUUACUGCUGCGUGGGUGAGGCGCAGGGAAGGGAGGGACUGACAAUGCAUUGUGGAACCGAGUGCAGUUGUGGCUGCAUGAGAAAGGGUGGAGGUGAUCAUUUUGAGUGGAUGUUUUUAGGCAAGGAAAGGAGGAAAGUCCUGCGUGGAGGCGGUUAGUGAGAAGUUACCAUUGCAAAUGAAGGACAUGUCUUUAAGUGUGCGCAUACAUUUCAUUUCCUGUUAUUUGACAGUAAUACACUCUUGUUCCCAAAUGGACCUCUAAAAUUGAAAGCGGUUUGUCCUGCUUUGGCGACAUUACACUAGCCCCUCCUAGCCGUGUCUGAAAUACAUUCUUCUGUUAUAUAUUUUUGUUGUUCAGUUUUGUCUUUCAGUUUGCUGAAAGAUUCUCCUCCUCCUUUCUUUGUUAUAUAGAAUGCACUUUCUACUAAAAUUCUUGGCUAGUUAAGAAAAAUAACAUUGUAUAUUCUUUAAAGAUGUUUUUAAAAAAUCAAUAUACUUUUCCCCUUUGUAUUUUUAACCACUUAAUGUAGCAUUGCGUAUUUUAUUAUUGUAUAUGGUACAAAUGUGCAGCUUUAUAAUGUCCUUGUUUGUCCUUUUUUUGUAUGUUAUCUGGAGAUGGAGAAGUGAAGAAGUGGGCCUUUUUUGAUAAUGUACAUUUAACUGACUGCUAACUUUGAGAAGUAAAACAAGUAGCCAUGAUUAUCACA